Molecule: messenger RNA, 2221 nt
Organism: Arvicola amphibius (Eurasian water vole)
Lineage: Eukaryota; Metazoa; Chordata; Mammalia; Rodentia; Cricetidae
Gene: Dhrs3
Product: dehydrogenase/reductase 3
Exons: 8
Coding region: 778-1794 (338 amino acids)
Cellular component (GO): lipid droplet
Molecular function (GO): oxidoreductase activity, acting on the CH-OH group of donors, NAD or NADP as acceptor
Source: RefSeq, a predicted model, not a curated record
UCACCUGGCCCGGGCUGGGAGGAAUGUCUGAUGGAGCAAGCCGGCUUGCCUGAGACGGUUCCAGCGCGUUCGAAUUCCAGCUGGAAGCCCUCGGGGACUAGGGCGGCAAGUCCCGGCUUGCAGAAAAGAGAAGCCAGUCCCAGGAGGGUGCGAGUCGCAGCGAGACCGGGUGCGCGCCCAGGCGCGUGCCCCGCCACGGCGCAGGGGGAGGGGAAGUCGCCGCAGCCACUCAGAGGCAUGGUAGUGAAGCCUCCCAACAACUUUAACUGUCAAUCAGACUUAAUGGGGUAUUAAAAAAAAAAGGAGGGGGCGCCCUUUCGGUGGGUCCACGCCGCAGCUGCCCCGCGAGCGAAGGAAUACGGCGUUGCAGACUAGGGCGUCCUAUCCACGCGUGCUCCACAAGCCGGCCCCAUCCAAGUUGAAAAGGACAAAAAGAAGGCAAUAAAUGCUAAAGGGGAGAGAAGGAGAGAGAGAGGAAGCCAGACCGAGCGGCAACUCCCAGCCCGGGCUGCAAGAGAAGGAGGCGGGAGCGGGAGAGAGCGGGCGCGCGCGAGGGCGAGCCGUGCACGGGAAGAAACUGACACCCGGACCCCCCACUUCUCCUGCACGGUGCUGGCAAUCAGAUCGCGUUUAAGCAAUUUCCUGAGCCCGAGAAUAGCAAUGAGUCGGGAGACUUUGGCGGACUGAAAUUGGGAGCUGCAGUCACUCCCCAGUCCGGGGAGUUUCGUCCACCGCCUCCUACCUCCUCCCCCUGUGCCCGGCUCCGCCGCGCGGAGGAUGGUGUGGAAAUGGCUGGGCGCGCUGGUAGUGUUCCCUCUGCAAAUGAUCUAUCUGGUGACCAAAGCAGCCGUGGGACUGGUGUUGCCUCCCAAGCUUCGGGACCUGUCCCGGGAGUCAGUCCUCAUCACCGGCGGUGGGAGAGGCAUCGGGCGCCACCUCGCUCGGGAGUUCGCAGAGCGUGGCGCCAGAAAGGUUCCUCAUGGAGCAAUGUCUGUGGCACGUGUUGGGGCUCCUGGUCUCCAGAUUAUUCUCUGGGGCCGGACUGAGAAAUGCCUGAAAGAGACCACAGAGGAGAUUCGGCAGAUGGGCACCGAGUGCCACUACUUCAUCUGUGAUGUGGGCAACCGGGAAGAGGUGUACCAGAUGGCCAAAGCUGUCAGAGAAAAGGUACAGCCCACAGGGACUGGCUGCCCUCACGGCUCCACAGCCCCCUCUUGCCCGCAGGUGGGUGACAUCACCAUCCUGGUGAACAAUGCCGCUGUGGUCCACGGGAAGAGUUUGAUGGACAGUGAUGACGAUGCCCUCCUCAAGUCCCAGCACGUCAACACCCUGGGCCAGUUCUGGACCACCAAGGCCUUCUUGCCGCGUAUGCUGGAGCUGCAGAACGGCCAUAUCGUGUGCCUCAAUUCCGUGCUUGCACUAUCGGCCAUCCCCGGCGCCAUCGACUACUGCACCUCGAAGGCGUCGGCCUUCGCCUUCAUGGAGAGCCUGACCCUGGGGCUGCUGGACUGUCCAGGUGUCAGCGCCACCACCGUCCUGCCCUUUCACACCAGCACCGAGAUGUUCCAGGGCAUGCGAGUCAGGUUUCCCAACCUCUUCCCGCCGCUGAAGCCAGAAACAGUAGCCCGGAGGACGGUCGAAGCUGUGCAGCAAAACCAGGCCCUUCUCUUGCUCCCGUGGACCAUGAAUAUCCUCAUUAUCUUGAAAAGCAUACUCCCACAGGCUGCACUGGAGGAGAUCCACAGGUUCUCAGGGACGUACACCUGUAUGAACACCUUUAAGGGGAGGACAUAGAGGCUCCUCAGACACACCUGAGGGGCCAUGGAGCCUGAGGGGAGCCACAGUACCCGGGCACACACCCGGGUGCCUGUGCGUCGGAGCGUCUGCUGGGUGAGCAGGACUGUUCCUGUCCCCAGCAAAGAUUCUGCGGCUCCCGGGUCAACUCCAGGACCUUCGUGCAGGACUGAUGUGUGUAACUCUGACCCCCAUGGGGAGGCGAGACGCCGUUCAGCAGCCACCGGACAGUUUUGUACCUUUCUCACUCUGUAGGUUUAUUGUUAAAUUGCUUCUUCAGUCUAACCCGCCUGAGCAGCGUGCAUCGACGAUUUCCAGGAGAGUCUGUCCCCAGACACUCUGCCUUCCCCUCCAAACCCUGUCACCCUCAGCUCAUGCAAACUGGUUAAAUGGCAGUAAUGCAAAUAAAGAGGUGGCUUGCACGGCU